AGAAAAGUAUUACGAUUCAGUACAAGUUACAAUCGUUGCUCCAACAGCUGGUCUAAGAUCAUUCUGGGUGAUAGAUAGGACAAUAAAAGCCAAGUCUUACAGUGGAUUUUCAGCCUCAGAGUUCCAGAAAUAUUAAAAAUGGCUGAAGGUGGAGAAGUGGAGAAAGCUGAAGACUUUAGUUUUGCAGUUUCUGUGUCUGCUGAACCUGGAGAAGAUGUCAUCUUACCUGUUCAUCUCUCACUUGACACCAGUGCUGUGUCCAUGAACUUCUGCUGGUAUAGAGAGUCACAGCUCAUUUAUCAGUAUAAGGACGGGCUGGAGAGUCCAAGUAGUGACUAUGAGAACCGAGCGAGUCUGUCUGUCCAGGAGCUGGAGAGAGAAAAUCUUUCUCUGUCUUUGAGAAAUGUCCAGGAGUCAGAUUCAGGAGACUAUACAUUGCAAGUACAUCAGCAUGGAUGUCUGAAGACAGUAAUAGUUCACCUACAAGUGAGAGGGAAAAGGCAGUUGCAGAGAGAGAUAGAACAGAGAGAGGAGAAAUGUAAACUGGAGAGACAGAUAAUGAAACUGGAACUGGAGAAACAGAUAAAGGAACUGGAAAUGGAGAAACAGAUAAUGAAACUGGAACUGGAGAAACAGAUAAAGGAACUGGAAAUGGAGAAACAGAUAAAAGAACUGCAACUGGAGAAACAGAUAAGGGAACUGGAAAUGAAGAAACAGAUAAAAGAACUGCAACUAGAGAAACAGAUAAGGGAACUGGAACAGGAAAAACAGAUAAAGAAACUGGAAGAGGAGAAACAGAUUAAGGAACUGGAAGAGGAGAAACAGACAACGGAACUGAAAAUGGUGAAACAGAUAAUGAAACUGGAAAUGGAAAAACAGAUAAAGGAACUGGAAAUGGAGAAACAGAUAAAAGAACUGCAACUGGAGAAACAGAUAAGGGAACUGGAAAUGGAGAAACAGAUAAAAGAACUGCAACUGGAGAAACAGAUAAGGGAACUAGAACAGGAGAAAUGGAUAAAGGAACAGGAAGAUGAGAAAUGGAUAAAAAAUCUGGAAAUGGAGAAACAGAUGAAGGGACUGGGGAGAUUGAAUGAGAAUCUGGAGAGACAAACAAAUGAACUUUCCUCACCCACUCAUGCAUUACAUGGUGGUGUGCCUAGACGAAGGAAUAGUCUUCAUGGAAUUCCCCCAUACAUGAGUGAUGAUGGCACACCAGAGACACCUGAAACAGAAGAGGACAGAGAGACCAUAGACACAGUGGAAAGAGUGAUCAAAAGUGGUGAUCAAAACAUAUGAACAAGAGGAGGGAAUACUGCAACUGAGCAAGAGACCCUGAUAUACAGUCACAUGUACAAGAAAAAUACACAAGAUCACAGUCAGUCUCAUCACUACCAGGAGAAACAACACAAACACCAUAGAGAUCUAGAAGACUUUUCCACAGACUAUGCUGACGUGUUUUCAAGGUCAUCAGCAUCCUAAAUCCUGCAGUUUAAAGGUGACCUCUGACUAGAGAUCGAGUUAUUUUAAUUCAAGGGUAUACAGAUCUAUGAGGACUAUACAAAGUAUCUUAGCUAGAAUAAGCAUGCAUGUGACCAUCUAAGGUUUAAGUCAAACUCUGUUUAGUGACUAAAAACUGCUAUAUUAUAGUUAUAUAUAGUGUACAUUUAUAACACUGUGCUAUUGAAGUAGGUAGGAUAGAUGGGCUUGUAAAGAGCUUGCUGUACAGGAUUUAGAUUCUGUUUCACACCAAUCAGUGGUGCCUGAUGAGUGCAUCCAGAGCUGCCCAAUAAUAAUAUAAGAAAUUAGGGAGAGCUAAACCUCCAUCAGUCCUAUUCAGUCCUCCAUCAGUCGAAUCCUAGGGGUUUUCCCAUCCCAUAUAAAAUUGGAAAUAAUUUGUCUAAUCUAUUGAAAAAUUCCUUGGAUAAGAAGAUGGGAAUGCAUUGAAAUAAAUAUAAGAAUCUCGGAGGAACUGUCUUUUUAACAUUGUUCACCUUACCAGCAAGGGCAGAGAUGCCCAAACUAGGGCCCGCGGGCCAAAGUUGGCCCGUGGUAUCCUUUGAUUUGGCCCGCCAUACCGUCCGGGGAGAGGGGAUUUCUUUAAAAUGCAAAACUUAACAAAUAAAACUGCAUUAGUUAAUCAGAUUGAAGUUGUUUUAUAUUUAUUUUAAAUAUUAUAAAACAAAUAAACCCAUAGCAACUUUAAUGUAAUACCGUUUGAUUUAUGAUGCUAAAAUUUAUUUUUGGCCCACGGCCCACAAUCAAGUUUGAUUUUUGGCCCUUCGUAGGAAAAAGUUUGGGCACCCCUGGGUUAGAUGAAGAAUCCUCCAUUUUUGGGUUUCCAUUGGGUUUUCUUUUUUUUUUUUUUUUUCUCCAUUUUUGAAUUCCUCCAUCAAAAGCGGAAUAAAAUAAUUUUUUUAAGUUAUGUGUAAUACUGAUACCCAGAUAUUUAAACACAGAUCUUGCCAAGCAAAAGGGAAACGCAGAGUCAGGCAGAUGCCUGGCAAGUGUGUAAACAGGCAUGCAUUCACUUUUAGAGAUAUUCAAUUUAUAGCCUGAGAAAGUUCCAAAAUUGUGCAAGAUUUUGAUCAUAUCUUUUAUACAUGAUAAAUGAUCUGAGAUGUAAAGAAGCAAGUCAUCACCGUAUAAUGAGAGCAUAUGUUCAAUACCCAACCUGAUUAUACCAAUUGUAAACAAAAUGGGGCUUACUGGGCUUCCCUGCCGAGUGCCCCUUGAUAAAGAAGCUUUUUUUCGCCAUUUAUUAACCACUGAAGCAACCAGGGAGGUGUACAGAAGACGGGUCCACUCUAUAAAUCUGAGGCCAAAUCCGAACCUAUCCAUAGCAAAAAAAAAAAAAAAAAGAUAGUCCCAUUC
Molecule: messenger RNA, 2871 nt
Organism: Pimephales promelas (fathead minnow)
Lineage: Eukaryota; Metazoa; Chordata; Actinopteri; Cypriniformes; Leuciscidae
Source: RefSeq, a predicted model, not a curated record